Mandrillus leucophaeus (drill) is the source of this 3841-nucleotide messenger RNA. RefSeq names its product cyclic nucleotide gated channel alpha 3 (gene CNGA3). Gene Ontology annotation, cellular component: plasma membrane; intracellular cyclic nucleotide activated cation channel complex. Bases 38 to 2068 code for a protein of 676 amino acids. Gene Ontology annotation, biological process: monoatomic cation transmembrane transport. Gene Ontology annotation, molecular function: intracellularly cGMP-activated cation channel activity; intracellularly cAMP-activated cation channel activity; protein-containing complex binding. NCBI's taxonomy places the organism in Eukaryota, Metazoa, Chordata, Mammalia, Primates, Cercopithecidae. The transcript is spliced from 6 exons. The record is from RefSeq and is a predicted model, not a curated record.
CAAUCAUCUGGGGGGCUAAAUGUGACAAACCAAGAAGAUGGCCAAGAUCAACACCCAAUACUCCCACUCCUCCAGGACCCACCUCAGGGUAAAGCCCUCAGACCGAGAUCUCGAUCGUGCUGAAAAUGGCCUCAGUAGAGCCCACUCGCCAGGCGAGGAGACAUCGUCAGCGCUGCAGCCGGGGAUCGCCGUGGAGACCAGAGGACUGGCUGAGUCCGGGCAGGGCUCCUUCACCGGCCAGGAGCUUGCCAGGCUCUCGCGCCUCAUCUUCCGGCUGCGCAGGUGGGCUGUCAGGCACGUGCACCACCAGGACCAGGGACCGCACCCUUUUCCUGAUCGUUCCCGUGGAGCUGAGCUUAAGGAGGUGUCCAGCCAAGAAAGCAAUACCCAGGCAAACGUGGGCAGCCAGGAGCCAGCAGACAGAGGGAGAAGGAAGAAGACGAAGAAGAAGGAUGCGAUCGUGGUGGACCCCUCCAGCAACCUGUACUACCGCUGGCUGACCGCCAUCGCCCUGCCUGUCUUCUAUAACUGGUGUCUGCUUAUUUGCAGGGCCUGCUUCGAUGAGCUGCAGUCCGAGUACUUGAUGCUGUGGCUGCUCCUGGACUACUCGGCAGAUGUCCUGUAUGCCUUGGAUGCGCUCGUGCGAGCUCGGACAGGUUUUCUUGAGCAAGGCUUAAUGGUCAGUGAUACCAACAGGCUGUGGCAGCAUUACAAGACGACCAAGCAAUUCAAGCUGGAUGUGUUAUCCCUGGUCCCCACCGACCUGGCUUACUUAAAGGUGGGCAUGAACUACCCAGAACUGAGGUUCAACCGCCUACUGAAGUUUUCCCGGCUCUUUGAAUUCUUUGACCGCACAGAGACGAGGACCAACUACCCCAAUAUAUUCAGGAUUGGGAACUUGGUCUUGUACAUUCUCGUCAUCAUCCACUGGAAUGCCUGCAUCUACUUUGCUAUUUCCAAGUUCAUUGGUUUUGGGACAGACUCCUGGGUCUACCCAAACAUCUCAAUCCCAGAGCAUGGGCGCCUCUCCAGGAAGUACAUUUACAGCCUCUACUGGUCCACCUUGACCCUUACCACCAUCGGUGAGACCCCACCCCCUGUGAAAGACGAGGAGUAUCUCUUUGUGGUCAUAGACUUCUUGGUGGGUGUUCUGAUUUUUGCCACCAUUGUGGGCAAUGUGGGCUCCAUGAUCUCGAAUAUGAACGCCUCGCGGGCAGAGUUCCAGGCCAAGAUCGACUCCAUCAAGCAGUACAUGCAGUUCCGCAAGGUGACCAAGGACUUGGAGACGCGGGUUAUCCGGUGGUUUGACUACCUGUGGGCCAACAAGAAGACGGUGGAUGAGAAGGAGGUGCUCAAGAGCCUCCCAGACAAGCUGAAGGCCGAGAUCGCCAUCAAUGUGCACCUGGACACGCUGAAGAAGGUUCGCAUCUUCCAGGACUGUGAAGCAGGGCUGCUGGUGGAGCUGGUGCUAAAGCUGCGGCCCACUGUGUUCAGCCCUGGGGAUUAUAUCUGCAAGAAAGGAGACAUUGGGAAAGAGAUGUACAUCAUCAAUGAGGGCAAGCUGGCCGUGGUGGCCGAUGAUGGGGUCACCCAGUUCGUGGUCCUCAGCGAUGGCAGCUACUUCGGGGAGAUCAGCAUCCUGAACAUCAAGGGGAGCAAAUCGGGGAACCGCAGGACGGCCAACAUCCGCAGCAUCGGCUACUCAGACCUGUUUUGCCUCUCCAAGGACGAUCUCAUGGAGGCCCUCACCGAGUACCCCGAAGCCAAGAAGGCUCUGGAGGAGAAAGGACGGCAGAUCCUGAUGAAGGACAACCUGAUUGAUGAGGAGCUGGCCAGGGCGGGGGCGGACCCCAAGGACCUUGAGGAGAAGGUGGAGCAGCUGGGGUCCUCCCUGGACAACCUGCAGACCAGGUUUGCACGCCUCCUGGCUGAGUACAACGCCACCCAGAUGAAGAUGAAGCAGCGUCUCAGCCAACUGGAGAGCCAGGUGAAGGGUGGUGGGGACAACCCCCUGGCUGAUGGGGAAGUUCCCGGGGAUGCUACAAAAACAGAGGACAAACAAGAGUGAAAAUGCAGCCUCUGUCUCCUGCUUCACGGGGUCAACUGUCAGGGUGACGCUAUGUGGCCGCAGCUGUGUGGCAUGGAACUUGGUCAGGGUUUAAUUCCAGCUCUAUUCACCCUUUAAAAGCUGUGUGACUGCCCGAGAGAGCCUGUUUCUUCACCUAGAAAACAGGACAUUUGUCUCAGUCCCAGUGAAGUGCCAGGUUUGACUGUGAGGUCCGCAUGAAACACUGCACCAGGCAGGGCUUUGCAAAGUGCAAAGUAUCCCCGGUCCCAGUAUAUGGAAGUGUGCACACAGGACUCUCACUACAUUUUUAUGGAAUCUGCAAGGCGUUUUUAGGCUUUUUAAUCUAAUUUUCUUAUAAAUGAAAGAUUAUUUAGUCACCUUUCUCCUCCCCAACUUCACUCCACCACCACCUGAUAAUGGGUAUAUAACAGAAAGCUGAAGGUACAACGUAGUGACUCAAAUUCAGACUUACACAAGACAGUUUGAGGCAUAUUUCUGACUCUGGUAUCACCUCAUGUGCUCUUGGGGGCCCUGGAAACCCUGGCCUUUGGGAGUGCUAUGGCAAGUAGAAGUUCUGUAGGAUGGAAAGAGGCUGCCCCAUUUGAGGUCACUUCCAAUCUGUGAAGCAAAUCCAGACUCCUUGCCAUCCAGCCACGGUGAAACCAGCGUCUGUUUUACAGAAAAGAGCAUCUCAGGAGAAGAGACAUCCCCUCCUUCUCACUUGCCAAAGAGAUUCAAAGACAGCGCCUAUCCUCCAUUCUUGAGUCAAGGCCCUGGGUGACCUAUUCUAACUCAAGGAGGAGAGCAACGUACAGGGAGAGCCUUUUAGAUUGAAGGCUGGAGUAGUGUCCUAAACCAAAACCGACAACUAAGAGUUUUAGAAGAUGAGACCAUUAGGCAUGUAUCUUUGCAAACUGCCCCUUCACCCACGAAGAGGAAGCCUCAAGAUCCCUUGGAAUUGCAUCCCGGGGCAAAGCUUUUGGCUCACCAAAAGCUCGCAGAUUGCAGAAAUUAGCUUUUUUUAAAAAAACAAACCCCAGUAAAUAUAAUUAUCAUUAACAUUUUAUAACAGAUUUAUAUUUUUGAGUUCUGUGAUUGCAAAUUAUGACCUCAAUAUUCCAUCCUUAUGUAAUAUGUUGCAAAUUACCCAAAGAUGAGUCUUCUUUCUUUCCUUUUUUUUUCUUCUUACUUCUUUCUUCCUCUUUCUCUCUCCUCUUUUCCUCCUCAAAAUGUAUAUAUUUUAAAAGCCUUAACUAUUAGUUAUGCCUGCAUUCAUAUUUGCACAGGCAAAAUAAAGACCUGGAUUUAAAAAUAGGAAUGACUCUUGCUUCAGCUCUUGCCAUAAGGGAAGUUUCAGUCGCAGAGUAUGUUUCUAGGGCAAUGGCUUCCGUAGAAAGAAUAGGUGCUGAUGUGGGAGAGGGCACACAUUCCAAGAAAGUGACAAUGCCAAGUGCUAUUAAGGACACAAAUCAACAAGAACUCUCAUUCAUUGCUGGUGGGCAUGGAGUAUGGUGUAGCCGCUUCGGAAGACAAUUUGGUAGUUUUUAUAGAGUUAGGCAUACGCUUUAGCGUAUGAACCAGCAAUCACACUCCUAGGUAUUUACCUAAAAGAAUUUGAAACUCAUAUGCACAUAAAAACAUGUCUAUAAAUGUUGGUAGCAGCUUUAAUCAUUAUUAACAGAAAUCUGGAAGUAGUAAUAAUAUCAUUCAAUAGGUGAAUCGAUAGAUAAACAGCCAGGUGAGGUGGUGUAUGCCUAUAAUCCCAGCUACUAA